AUGGAGUUGGCAGAAAGUCAAGGGAAUAGUACUUUAACAGUAGAAGAAAGUGCUGUUUUAAAUGAUAAAAAAAAUGUUAUUUCUCAUAUUUUUCAUGGAAAUGAGUUUUUUACAGCAGGUUUAGGAUUAAUGGGAUUGGGUACUGGAUUGGCAUUUUUUCGUUAUGGGGCUAUUCGAUCAGCUGAUCUAAUAAAACGUUAUAUGACAGUUUCUCUUGAAAUUCCAUCUAAAGAUAAAAGCUAUUUAUGGAUUCUUCAUUGGAUUUCUUCACAGAAGUUUUCAAGAAAUCUUCAUCAAUUAGCAGUAGAAACUAAAUAUAAACAACAUGAGAACGGGAGUUUAAGUACUUCUUUUAGUCUUGUUCCUGGUCCUGGAAAGCAUUAUUUUAGAUACAAUAAUAUAUGGAUUCAGUUUGACCGUCAAAAAGAUGGGAAAAUGAUUGAUUUGUCAACAGGAUCUCCUUGGGAAACUAUUACUUUAACAACAUUAUCUAGAGAUCGUAAAAUAUUCAAUGAAUUACUUUAUGAAGCACAGAAUUUUGCUAUGAAAAUGCGAGAAGGAAAGACAGUGAUUUAUAUGAGCUGGGGUCCUGAAUGGCGACCUUUUGGGCAGCCAAGACGCCGAAGAAUGUUAGAAAGUGUUAUUCUUGACAAAGGUGUUAAAGAACAAAUAAUUGAUGAUAUUAAAGAUUUUUUAAAUAACGAAAACUGGUAUUCACAAAGAGGUAUACCUUAUAGAAGAGGUUAUUUGUUUCAUGGACCUCCGGGCAAUGGUAAAACAUCAUUUAUACAAUCUAUUGCAGGAGAACUUGAAUACAAUAUAUGUUUAUUAAAUCUUUCUGAAAAAGGUUUAACAGAUGAUCGUCUCAAUUAUUUAUUAAGUAAUGUUCCUGUAAGAAGUAUAAUAUUAUUAGAAGAUAUAGACGCCGCUUUUUCAGGACGUGAAAAAACUGAACAUGGAUUUGGGAAUAAUGUAACUUUCUCUGGUCUUUUAAAUGCAUUAGACGGUGUCGCAUCGACUGAAGAUAGGAUUAUUUUUAUGACGACAAAUCAUCUUGAUAAACUAGAUCCGGCACUUAUUCGACCAGGGCGUGUUGAUGUUUUAAAGCACUUUGGAUAUGCAUCAGAUUAUCAAAUUUUAACAAUGUUUCUACGAUUUUAUGAAAACAAAUAUGAUGAGGCAAAUGUUUUUUUAGAAAAAAUAAGAGCAAUUGGUGCUCCGGUUACUACAGCCGCACUGCAAGGGCUAUUUGUUUAUAAUAAAGGGCAGCCUGAUUGUGCCAUAAAAAUGGUUCCUUUGUUAAAGGACGCCGAUCAACAUCUUUAA
This is a messenger RNA of Pneumocystis jirovecii RU7, 1326 nucleotides long. Its product is annotated as bifunctional AAA family ATPase chaperone/translocase BCS1. The record is from RefSeq and is a predicted model, not a curated record. Gene Ontology annotation, molecular function: ATP binding; ATP hydrolysis activity. Gene Ontology annotation, cellular component: mitochondrial inner membrane. NCBI's taxonomy places the organism in Eukaryota, Fungi, Ascomycota, Pneumocystomycetes, Pneumocystales, Pneumocystaceae. The transcript has 5 exons. Bases 1 to 1326 code for a protein of 441 amino acids. Gene Ontology annotation, biological process: protein insertion into mitochondrial inner membrane from matrix; mitochondrial respiratory chain complex III assembly.